AUAAACGAACUUCUAAAUGUCCAUAGACAAAAUAUGAGCGAUAAUUGAUACAGUAACAUGAAAACGUUUUCGGUUUCACUGGUUAUCUUCUGUGUUUUCUGUACAGUGCUCGGGCAGGAGAACAAUGUGUGCCCCACAUUUAAGGAUUACUACACUAUUAAAAACAACUCCAAUUGUUGGUACGAUCUGGCGGCAGAGUACAAUGUGCCGGAAACUAUCAAACGCCAUGGAUAUCCUGUGUUAGAGUACAAAGUACAGACACCUGAUGGUUACAUCUUAACAAUGUUCAGAAUACCGAGAGACGAUACGAAAAAUCCUAAAGCAAAAUAUCAUCCAGUAUACUUGCAGCAUGGAUUGGUAGCAACAUGUGCCAAUUUUGUUGGAUUAGGCAAAAAUUCUUUAGCUUUUGUCCUGGCGGAUGCCGGAUAUGAUGUUUGGCUAGGAAAUUACAGAGGAAAUUCAUAUUCACAGGAACAUGUGAAUCUAACUGUCUACGACGAAGCUUACUGGGAUCAUAGUAUGGACGAAGUAGCCUUACUGGACUUACCAUCAACUUUUCGGACAAUUUUGAAACACACAGGUCACGAUAGCAAAAUUAUUUUCAUUGGACAUUCACUGGGAACCUCUAUAGCGUUAAUGUAUGGAGCAGAAUUCCCUGAAGAAGCAAGAAAUAUAAUUCACCUGUUUGUACUUAUGUCUCCUGCAUACACGUUGUCAAACAUGAUUUCCCCAUACAGACUAGCAGCGCCCUAUGGAGAUUUCAUUCUUGAUACCGUGCGCAACCUGAAAAUGGAACGACUAGUAUCUCAUGCCCAGGAGUUACGAAGAAUGGUUGUACCGAUGUGCACAGAAUCACCUCCGAUGAUGCAGUUUUGCAUGCAAUUGUACAAUCUUUUCUAUGGACCAAACACGGAUUUGGGGCCGGAAAGCAUCCCAGUGUAUUUUAACCAGCUGCCAGGUGGAACAUCUAUAAAGAUUUUGAAUCACGCUGCAGAUCUUGUCUUAGGAAAUUUCCGUAAAUACAAUUACAAACAUCUUAACUUAAAACACUACGGCAGAUUAACUCCACCAAUAUACGAUAUCAAGAACAUCCACGUUCCCGUCUACCUCAUGUUUAGUGCUCAAGAUUGGGCCACCCCAGAAGCAGACGCCAGAAACUUAUGGAGAAACUUACCAAGUGAAAGUAGGUAUGGAAUGAGAAAAAUCAAUAUCGACACCUUCAAUCAUAUAGACUUCGUUUUUGGAAGACACGCUAGACAACUUGUAUAUGAUCCCUUAGUAGAAGUGCUAGAUAAAUCUAUAGGAAAUUAAUUUAUUGGAUAGAUAUGUACACACAUUUGAAUUUUAUUUAAAAAGUAUUAAACUAUAAUCGUAAAACACAGUUACCAUAAGUUUAUAUGAGAUAGAUUUUUUAUCAUGGCACUGAUUAUAUGUGUUAGCAAUGAUGAUUACUACCAUAAUGCGAAACUUAAAGAGUAAACUAUUUAAAAAAAUAAAUAUUGCUUUAAUGAUUAAACUUCAAUCUGAAUUAAUUAAUAAAUCAAUAAAUAUUUUGUAUUAUAAAUAACGUAUCAAAUUACCAAACAAAAUGAUAUUUCCCUACCAGAUUACAAAUAUAGCGAAUCAAAAUCAUUUAUAUUCAGUGGAAAAUAUCAAUGGUGUUAAGAAAGUUUCGCAUCAUGCAUUCAUCUUCAUUGUCGUUAGUGUGUUUGAACACCUGACUGAUAUUACUAACUACUGCGUAUUUAAAUGUAUUUUAAGUA
Messenger RNA from Anoplophora glabripennis (Asian longhorned beetle), 1763 nucleotides. RefSeq names its product lipase member K-like. The record is from RefSeq and is a predicted model, not a curated record. The coding region runs from base 58 to 1311 and encodes 417 amino acids. The transcript has 7 exons. NCBI's taxonomy places the organism in Eukaryota, Metazoa, Arthropoda, Insecta, Coleoptera, Cerambycidae. Gene Ontology annotation, biological process: lipid metabolic process. Gene Ontology annotation, molecular function: hydrolase activity, acting on ester bonds.